AUGUACCAGUUCGUGAUGAAGGAACAAACUUUCCACCACAUCGCCAAUACCUUGAGUGGAUUGUGGCUUUUCGUGAUCCUUGACCUGGUCCCAACGGAGAAGAGCAGACGAGAGCCUUUGGGCCAACAGCGCCUCGCAGCCAUGAGUGAGGUGUGCUACAAUGUUGCCGGCUCCUGUUACGAUCUUGACAUCGCUGACUGCCUUUACCGGACAGCUGCGCUGCUUGACUCCGUGAAGGACGAAGGGUGGAAGUGUUUGCCACGUGCUGAUCAUUACCACCCUGUCUACAUCGUCGCCUACGGGAAGCGGGAGACAACUGCACCAUCCAGUUUCGGUCGUGCCUCCGUGGAUGAGGCGAGGCAGCAUAAGCGGUCCUGUCAGGAGGCUGCGAGUGAUGUCCGGGCUUUGGGCACGUGUCUGGAGGCUAGGCACAGGUCGGACUCCGACAUGUGUGGCGUCAUCCAGUCUCUGCGAACUAGUGCCGCAGAACUUGACCGAGUAUGCAUUGGUUUGGCUUGCUUCAUCGAGACGACGCUGAACAAUGACCCACGAGCUCUCCGAAGCCCGACCUCCAUAAUGCCAGCCACAGCGAAACCGGCCUAG
This is a messenger RNA of Symbiodinium sp. CCMP2592, 603 nucleotides long. The record is from the annotation of a GenBank genome assembly. Lineage: Eukaryota; Dinophyceae; Suessiales; Symbiodiniaceae.